AUGCAGUCAAUGUGGAUCAAUUGGCUGCUAGUCUUUUUCCUAUGCAAAAGCACAGGAUUUGCAGCAGUAGUGAGUUUCGUAAACGGAACGGACAAUAGUGACAUUCAAGGAUUGGCGAUUCCAAAUAGCCAAUGUCCUAUUGAUACGGCUAUUAAUGGUAUACAUAACAUAACGGUAGGGAACCUAGAACCGUUUGAAGUUUUCUGCGAUGCAAAGAUUGCUGGGCCUGGCUGGACUGUGAUCGCCCGUCGAACAAAUGGAGAGCUAAAUUUCUAUCGCAAGUGGGAUGAGUUCAAGAGGGGAUUCGGGGACAUCAGUGGCGAAUUCUUCAUAGGAUUGGAUAAGCUGCACGCCAUAACGAAAUCACAGACCCAAGAGCUAUACGUUCACCUGGAGAAUUUCGAAGGAAACCAGAGAUAUACCAAAUAUAAAGAAUUCCACAUCGAAAGUGAAAAUGACUUAUAUCGAAUGUCAAGGUUGGGCGCCUUCACUGGUGAUGCGGGUGAUUCGCUGAACUUUAAACACAUCAACCAGCGAUUUACGACCUUCGACAGGGACAACGAUUUGUGGUCGGGUGGUAAUUGUGCACAUGACCGCAUGGGUGCAUGGUGGCACAAUAAUUGUGGCGAUAGUAACCUUUUCGGCAUGUAUAUUGAUGGUAGAAGGGAUGGAUUGUUAAUGAAGGGAAUGAGGUGGGGGACUUUUGGAGAAUAUGAUUCCCACAAAGUAAUGCAAAUGAUGGUUCGGCCAACGUAAAAUUGUUCCACGAAGAAAUAA
Molecule: messenger RNA, 777 nt
Organism: Drosophila obscura
Lineage: Eukaryota; Metazoa; Arthropoda; Insecta; Diptera; Drosophilidae
Product: ficolin-2-like
Exons: 3
Source: RefSeq, a predicted model, not a curated record